Messenger RNA from Fimicolochytrium jonesii, 927 nucleotides. RefSeq lists its product as uncharacterized. Lineage: Eukaryota; Fungi; Chytridiomycota; Chytridiomycetes; Spizellomycetales; Powellomycetaceae. The coding region runs from base 1 to 927 and encodes 308 amino acids. The transcript has a single exon. The record is from RefSeq and is a predicted model, not a curated record.
AUGUUCACCUCCGCCCUCUCAAAGGUUGCCACGGCCGUCCUCGUCGCACCUCUCGGCAGUCUAUUCCUGACCCACGCCGUCACGGCCUCAAAGAACGAAGUACUCUUGUCCCCGGUCUACUUUGAUGCCUGCCGAGUCGUCAACGAUACCUGUAUCCCGCCUGCGCCCGGCACCCCCCUGGUCGUUACCCAAGGCGAACUCAUUGCGUUCCGGUCAUAUACUCUGGAGAAUUCCACCUUCUGGGACAAGGACGCUAAUCUUCGCAGCGAACAGUUGAUCAGCGUUGCCACCCUGUGGAACACCACUGAUAGCUUCAGCCAGAGCGAGUAUUACCCGCCGGACCGAGGAUUCUGUCCUGACCUUCCCUAUAGCGACCCCUCGAGGUACUGCACAAACACAAACAUCGAUCGCGGGACCGUAGCAGCAUAUCGAAAGUCCUUCGCACCGAAGCCGAAAUCCGAAGCAGCCGUUCGCGAUGGGAUUCCUUUCCUCGGGCUUCGCACGUACCCAGGCCGCACCACAGUAUCAAAUGCCGGCACAUUCUACGAGAUCCCCGAUUUCGGACGGCCAUACCCCGAACAUCUGAUGUAUGGGGAGCAGGGUCGUGAAUACCUUUAUGAUGAGCCCGGGGAUGUCCUCCAGAUUCUGACCACCAACUUCACCGUCCAGUGGCUCGUCGCGGCAGAACGAGCCCGGACUGCGGACGGGGCGACGACGGCCGCUUCGAAUGGGACGAUCAUCAUUAUGCCAAACCUCCUAGCAAAAUCAUUCCUCUGGAACAGUUUCAAUACUUAUUCGCUUGUCUCUCCCAGGCAAAGGCGCGCAGCUUGGCCUGACGAGAACACCGCUGCUGCCCGGCCGACCGCGGGCUUACUGAGAGCAAUGGCAGUCAUAUUGCUGGCGACGGUAUUGGGGGGCAUAGUUUAG